Uloborus diversus is the source of this 1044-nucleotide messenger RNA. Its product is annotated as SEC14-like protein 2. The transcript is spliced from 12 exons. Lineage: Eukaryota; Metazoa; Arthropoda; Arachnida; Araneae; Uloboridae. Gene Ontology annotation, cellular component: cytoplasm. Bases 1 to 1044 code for a protein of 347 amino acids. The record is from RefSeq and is a predicted model, not a curated record.
AUGCGUGAGAUAUCUACUCGGAAAAGAAAGUUAGCUCGAGAAGCUUGCCAACAAGUAUCUAUGGAAGCACCAGAGAAUCUUCCAAAACUUCUGAACCAGUUCAGGGAGAACCUGUCCGAUAUAUUGACUCCAGAUCAUACAGAUGCUGUUCUUUUAAAAUGGCUUAGAGCAAGAAACUACGACUUGGAGAAAGCUGAGCGAAACUUUCGAGAGGUGGAUACAAACAGGAAAAUUUUUGAAAUCAACACGCUGUUGGAGACCUAUGUAAAACCUGAGGUGGUGGAGAAGUACGAAAGGACGGCUUGUCUGGGCUUUGCAAAAGAUGGUACGCCUGUUCGAUACUGUGGAUUUGCUGACUUCAGAGGUUUUAUCAUGGCAAUGUCAAGCUACGACAUGUGCUUAUUUUUCUCCUAUUACAUGGAGAUGGACUAUGCCACUUUGAGGCAAGAAAACAAAAAAAACGGAGGAAAUUUGCACGAAAUGACCUAUAUUUUCGACAUGGAAGAUUUCAGUUUACAGGAUUGUGUACAUAAAUGUGUCAUCGAAACAGGGAUGGAUUUCAUGCGCUUGGUUCAAGAUCACUAUCCUGAGGCAUGGAAGCAUGUUUUAAUAGUGAAUGCACCCGGUUAUUUCUACAGAGCUUUUAAUUUUCUGAAACCAAUCUUCCGACCAACUCUUCUGGAAAAGAUUCAAGUUAUUUCCAAACAUCAAACUAAGGAAGUCCUGUUGAAGUACAUUGAUGAAGACGUUCUUCCCGCCUUUUUGGGAGGUAAAAGAGUCGAUUCGAAUGGAGAUCCCAGAUGCGGCGAAUUGUUUCCAGCAAUGAAACACACUUAUUUCAAGAUACCAUCGGAGUAUUACAUCAACAACCGAAUCACACCACUAUCCCGGGAAGAUCCAGGGGUGACAUGUGUCACCGUGGGGGCAAGAUCUGUCCUGAACGUCUCACUUCGAUGCAGCCAAGCAAGUACCAAGUACCGUUUUCAUUAUCGAUCAGAAGGAGGGAGCCUUUCCGUCACAAUCUUUUACAGGGAAGACCUGUAA